CUGAAUUCAAAUCCUGCUGUUCUACUGCAGACCGAAAUGGCUACCUAUCUGAAACAGAUGGCUGAGUAUAAACGGGCGAUGUUCCAGGAUGACGAAGCACCGGACGCUGCUGCAGAUGGGAGCACCUCUCCGGAUGGUGUGGAGGUGGGCUUCAGGAAGAGCAAUGCUCCCCUGCUGAGUCGCCUGAGCUCCAGAUCCCAGCUAAAGUUGGCACUGUGUGCCAUCCCCCUCUUUGUGGUGCUGCUGCUGCUGGGUUCGGUCAUUGCCAUGGGCAUCCAGUACAGCAGAGAUCCGUCCCAUACCACUUGCCUGACCGAAGCCUGCAUCAUCGUGGCCAGCAAAAUCCUGGAAGCUCUGGACCGAGAGGUCAACCCCUGCGACGAUUUUUACCAGUACGCUUGCGGGGGGUGGAUCAAGAGGAACCCGCUGCCCGACGGACGCUCCAAAUGGAGCACGUUCAACAGCAUUUGGGACCAAAACCAGGCCGUUAUGAAACACCUGCUUGAGAAUGCCACUUUCAACUCCAGCAGCGAGGCAGAACGGAAGACCCAGCGCUAUUACCUGUCUUGCCUGAAGGAGCAAAAGAUCGAGGAGCAGGGCUCCCAGCCGCUGAUGGAUCUCAUUGAGAAGAUUGGAGGUUGGAGCAUCACUGGCCCCUGGAAUCAGACCAACUUCAUGGACGUCUUGAAACUGGUGUCGGGGACAUACCGGGCUUCUCCAUUCUUUACUGUUUUCGUGGGGGCUGAUUCCAAAAGCUCAAAUAGCAACAUCAUCCAGGUGGAUCAAUCAGGCCUUUUCUUGCCCUCACGCGAUUACUACCUAAACAGGACCGCCAAUGAGAAGGUACUUACUGCUUACCUGGAGUACAUGGUGGAGCUGGGAAUGCUGUUGGGCGGGGCCAAAGCCUCGACAGAAGAGCAGAUGCAACAGGUGCUGGAGUUGGAGAUCCAGCUGGCCAACCUCACUGUCCCCCAAGAUGAGCGGCGGGACGACGAGAAGAUUUACCACAAGCUGAGCAUUGCCGAGCUGCAGGCCCUGGCUCCUGACAUCAACUGGUUGGACUUCAUGUCCUACUUCCUCUCGCCUCUAGAACUGACGGACGCUGAGCCCGUGGUGGUUUAUGGCCGGGAGUACUUGCAGCAAGUCUCCCAGCUCAUCAACGCCACCGACAAAAGCGUCUUAAACAAUUACAUGAUUUGGAAUCUGGUUCAGAAAACGGCCUCCAGUUUGGACCAACGCUUUGAGACCGCCCAGGAGAAGCUGUUGGAGACUUUGUAUGGAACCAAGAAGUCCUGCACCCCUCGCUGGCAAACCUGCAUCUCCAACACGGACGAUACUUUGGGGUUUGCCCUCGGCGCUUUGUUCGUGAAAGCCACCUUCGAUCGGCACAGCAAAGAGAUUGCCGAGGACAUGAUCGCUGAGAUACGCACAGCCUUCGAGGAAUCCCUGGACCAGCUCGACUGGAUGGAUGAGAAGACGAGGCAAGCGGCCAAAGAGAAGGCUGACUCGAUUUAUGACAUGAUCGGAUUCCCGGAGUUCAUCCUGGACGACAAAGAGCUGGAUGACGUCUACGAUGGGUAUGACGUCUCUGAGGACUCCUUCUUCCAGAACAUGUUGAACUUCUACAAUUUCUCAGCCAGGUUCAUGGCUGACCAGCUGCGGAAGCCGCCCAACCGGGACCAGUGGAGUAUGACCCCACAGACAGUCAACGCGUACUAUCUGCCCACCAAGAACGGCAUCGUCUUCCCUGCCGGAAUCCUGCAAGCUCCCUUCUAUGCUCGCAACCAUCCCAAGGCCCUCAAUUUUGGAGGCAUCGGUGUGGUGAUGGGGCAUGAGCUCACCCAUGCUUUCGAUGACCAAGGCCGAGAGUAUGACAAGGAAGGGAACUUGCGCCCCUGGUGGCAGAACUCGUCGCUGGAGGCCUUCAAGAACCGGACAGAGUGCAUGAUGGAGCAGUACAGCAAGUACCUUGUCAACGGGGAGCACGUCAACGGCAGGCAGACCUUGGGCGAGAACAUCGCUGACAACGGGGGACUGAAGGCGGCCUAUAAUGCUUACAAACUCUGGCUGAAGAAGAACGGGGAGGAGAAGCGCCUGCCAUCCGUGGACCUCACCAGCCACCAACUCUUCUUCCUUGGAUUUGCACAGGUGUGGUGCUCCGUCCGUACCCCCGAGAGCUCUCACGAGGGCCUGGUGACCGAUCCGCACAGCCCAGACAAGUUCCGGGUCAUCGGUACCCUCAGCAACUCCCGUGACUUUGUCGAGCACUUCGGGUGCCCGGUGGACUCCCCCAUGAAUCCUGGCAAGCACUGUGAAGUGUGGUAGAGCUGGACGGAGAGGCAGGAGUCUGUACAUAUCUACGGCUGCCCCCUGCACAACCCCAGCACAUGGGAGCUAAGCUGAGCCCUGGCGCCUGCCCUUGGAGAGCUGCUCUGGGGAGCAGUGGACAGUCUUGCUGCGGCAGCUUUGGUGGGCACAGUGGGCCUCAGGCUCUUUCCCCUUUGUCACCUGGAGAAAGGUGCAGCUUAUCCGCCUCUCCCUGCCAAGCUCCUUUUCACUUGGGGGGAGCUCCCAAAGCACAGCUCCACGCUUAUUAGCUAAGAGCGUCAUCCGCUCCUCCAUCGGCCUUGCCAAAAAUCUCCUCGGCUUUAGUUCGUCACCUUUGUCUUGUCCAGGUCCUAACUCCCUAGACCCCAGCACCUCGGACUUUUUUGUUGUGUUCAUUCCAGCUUUCUAGGUCAGGCGCUGGUGCAGAUCAGAGAUAGUCGGGCUUUCAGACAGCUGCCUUCGCUUGUAGGGCGAGAGCACGUGAUAGGGAGAACACCAUUGGCUACUGAUAACUGUUUUGGAGGCCCACAGAGUUGAAUAAGUCAGGGAACUUCAAGCUGAGGGUGGGGGGGGGGGGAUAGAGAUCUGGAAGAGACGGCAGGACAAAAACAACUUUUGCCAUACCCUGGGGUGUGUAAGAGUACAGAAGAUCCCUGCUAGAUCAAAACAAGAUCUCUCUAGGCCUGCAUCCUGUUUUGCACCCAGGGCCAGCCAAAUAAUUUGCAGGGCUUCGUUGGAAGGCAAGUGCCCUUUCCUGGGUUUUUUUUUCUUUCUGUACCUUGUUUUCAGCAGUUCCAUUUAGCUAAUAGCCAUUGAUGGACCUUUUCUCCAUCGAGCUUUUUAUAAAGCCAUCUCCACGGCUGGCCUUCAUGAUUUCCUGUCCUCUUCAGUGGAUGGAACGUAGCUGAAAUUUGGUUGGCUACCCUAGAGCAUCCCCUGAAGAAGUGAAUAUAGGGUGCCAUCUCUGUUUCCUACACUAUGAGUGUCCAAAGAAGCAACCCGGCUCUGAGUUCGGGAGAAGCAGGGACCGUGCACCGCCUGCUCGCUUGAGCUACAGAACUGAUGUGCUGCGUGUCGCUUUUUUCUAGUUUUAGGUAUAGCAAAGGGAGUUGAGCCGCACAGGCAUAGACACAAUUCCAUCCAGUCGCUGGGGAGAGAUGAACGUCUUUCAGCAAGCGUUGCACCCGCCAAGCGUCACUCUCCUUGCUCUCCUUCGCCAAGAAAGAUCCCCCACCUCUGCCCUUAGAUGAUUUCAGGGCAGUUACGGAAUGCCCUACUGAAAGCACACAAACCACACGGCAUCUGGGCAUUUGGAGGGGGGGGGCUCUGAUCCCAAGAACGAGGGGGCUGGCUUGGCUUCGGAGAAAUCCCCCCCCCCCCCCAACCCUCAUUUCCAGGCUCACAAUCAGUUUCAGACUAGCUUGGCUUAGAAAUUCCCAACACGUUCCCAUCCCUUUGGGCUUGGUGGGGUUUAGUGCCUUGGAUUAGUAAGUGUGCGUGUGUUUGGGAGGGGGAAUGGUGCU
Eublepharis macularius is the source of this 3851-nucleotide messenger RNA. RefSeq names its product endothelin converting enzyme 2 (gene ECE2). The record is from RefSeq and is a predicted model, not a curated record. Bases 37 to 2325 code for a protein of 762 amino acids. NCBI's taxonomy places the organism in Eukaryota, Metazoa, Chordata, Lepidosauria, Squamata, Eublepharidae. Gene Ontology annotation, biological process: protein processing. The transcript has 19 exons. Gene Ontology annotation, cellular component: plasma membrane. Gene Ontology annotation, molecular function: metalloendopeptidase activity.